CACACACAGACACACACAGACACACAGACACACACAGACACACAGGCACACACACAGACACACACAGACGGUCAAGUCGCAACUCCACGGUUGGACUUCAGGGCCAUGGCGACCGUUGUACAGAACCCGCUGAAAUCGCUCGGUGACCAGUUCUACCGGGAGGCCAUCGAGCACUGCCGCAGCUACAACGCGCGGCUGUGCGCCGAGCGAAGCGUGCGCCUCCCCUUCCUCGACUCGCAGACUGGCGUCGCGCAGAACAACUGCUACAUCUGGAUGGAGAAGCGGCACCGCCGGCCCGGUCUGUCUCCGGGGCAGCUCUACACGUACCCGUCCCGCUGCUGGCGCAAGAAGCGGCGUCUGCUGCCGCUGGAUGACCUGCGGCUCCGGCUGCCCGACAUCAAGCCCGUGGACGUGGCCCUGAAGAAGGAGGCGCUGCUGGCGGGCGAGGGUCCCAGCCUGGAGGCCCUGCUGCGUGGGGACGGCAGUGACAAGUCCCGCGACGAUGAGCCCAGCCUCAGUGACUACCAGGUGCUGGACCCCGAGGACUUCCUGCUGGAGGAGAUCGAGAAGGAGGAGCCCGAGGAGGAGCAGCCCAAGCGCAAGGCCAAGACCAAGACCAAGGGCCGCAACGGCGGCGAGAGGAAGAAGAAGAACAGCAGCGAGGCGGCUCCGCAGGAGGACAAGGACAAGCCGUACGUCUGCGACAUCUGCGGGAAGCGCUACAAGAACCGCCCGGGGCUGAGCUACCACUACACCCACUCGCACCUGGCCGAGGAGGAGGUGGAGGAGGACCGCGACUCGGAGCCGCGCACGCCGGCGUCGCGCAGCUCCGACGACCGCAAGCGCGACACCGCUGCGGCAUCGGUGGCGACCGCGGCGUCGUCGACGGCCGUGGCGUCGUCGGUGGCGGCGACGGCGGCGACGGCGGCGGCCAAGAAAGUGCCGGAGGGGCAGCCGCCGUCCCUGCCCAACACCUACUGCGACUUCUGCCUGGGCGGCCCGCACAUGAACAAGAAGUCGGGCCUCUCCGAGGAGCUCAUCUCCUGCUCCGACUGCGGACGCUCGGGCCACCCCACGUGCCUGCAGUUCACGGAGAACAUGCGUGCGGCGGUGCGCGUCUACCGCUGGCAGUGCAUCGAGUGCAAGAGCUGCAGCCUCUGCGGGACAUCCGAGAACGACGAGCAGUUGCUGUUCUGCGACGACUGCGACCGGGGCUACCACAUGUACUGCCUCUCUCCGCCCAUGGACGAGCCUCCCGAGGGGAGUUGGAGCUGCCACAUGUGCGUGGAGCAGCUGAAGGAGAAAGCCUCGGCAUACCCAGGAAAGGCUUGAGAGCAGCGCCCGCCCAGCCCGCACACGCCGGCCAGGCGGCCGGCCGGCCGGCCUCCCUCUCGGCGUAGGGGAGGCCAUCCGCGGACGGUCUCACGUCGGUCGCAGGGGUCAACCCUCCUCCCGGUUGAUGUGCCGUGAGAGGUUCUCGCUCGUGGUGGUGGUGACGGUGGAUGUGUCCUGUAGGCCCACGUGAGCACUGGGCACGCGUCGUGUCGGCUUGCGCCGCAGAGCGCGCUCGCGACCUCCACUCGGCGCAUUCCGUCGCUGCGUCCGGGGCCGUGUUGACUCGCACCGCGAUGGGGGCCCCGCGCGGUCGCGCUCCUCGCGUGCGGAGAUGGUGGCGGUCCACCCCCUGCCCCCCCCCCCCCACCGCCCC
This is a messenger RNA of Petromyzon marinus (sea lamprey), 1708 nucleotides long. The record is from RefSeq and is a predicted model, not a curated record. NCBI's taxonomy places the organism in Eukaryota, Metazoa, Chordata, Hyperoartia, Petromyzontiformes, Petromyzontidae.